Molecule: messenger RNA, 2239 nt
Organism: Notechis scutatus (mainland tiger snake)
Lineage: Eukaryota; Metazoa; Chordata; Lepidosauria; Squamata; Elapidae
Source: RefSeq, a predicted model, not a curated record
GUUCAGUGUCUCAAAUGACCUGAAAUACGAUGCCGAGAGGGACCUGAAGGAUAUCAAUGCGCCGAACCUCCCUGUCCAUGCUUUAAACAAGAUUAAAUAUGGUGACACGGCUACCUCGGAGGGGAUUUUAUUCGCCACUUAUUCCGCCUUGAUCGGAGAAAGCCAAGCGGGCGGCCAGCAUAGGACCAGGUUGAACCAGAUCCUGGAUUGGUGCAAGGACGAUUUUGAUGGUGUUAUUGUGUUCGACGAAUGCCACAAAGCCAAAAAUGCCAGCUCUACCAAGAUGGGCAAAGCAGUAUUGGACCUGCAGAAAAACCUGCCUCAAGCGAGGGUCGUCUACGCCAGUGCCACAGGUGCCUCUGAGCCAAAGAAUAUGAUUUACAUGAGUCGGCUGGGGAUAUGGGGAGAAGGCACCCCCUUUCGCUCCUUUGAGGACUUCCUCCAUGCCAUUGAAAAGAGAGGUGUUGGGGCUAUGGAGAUCGUUGCCAUGGAUAUGAAAGUGAAUGGGAUGUACAUCGCUCGACAGCUUAGCUUUUCUGGAGUCACGUUCCGGAUAGAAGAAAUCCCACUGGACGCGGCAUAUAAGGACGUGUACAACAAGGCAGCGAAGCUGUGGGCAAAAGCCCUGGUGGUUUUCCAAAAGGCUGCAGACCUCAUUGGCCUGGAGUCCCGGAAGUCUCUGUGGGGUCAGUUCUGGGGGGCUCACCAGCGCUUCUUCAAGUACCUCUGCAUUGCGGCCAAAGUCCGGCGUCUGGUGGAGCUGGCCCAGGAGGAGCUCGGCAAGGGCAAGUGCGUGGUGAUCGGGUUGCAGUCGACGGGAGAAGCCCGCACCCGGGAAGUUCUGGAUGAGAACGAGGGGCACCUGAACUGCUUCGUGUCGGCAGCUGAAGGCGUCUUCCUUUCACUAAUUCGGAAGCACUUUCCUUCAACCAAACGAAAAAGAGAAAGAGGAAGUAUCAUUAAAAGAAAACUGAAGCAGAGAGUCCGAGGCCUUAACAAAGUGAUGAAAACCGCCCAGGACCACUACAGCAGUAGCAACGACAUCAUCAAGAUCAGCUCGGAGAGCAGCACCGAUUCUGAGCCGGGUUUGGAGAGCGAUUUCAAUUCCUCUCCGGAGUCCCUCGUGGAAAUGGAAGACUUGGCCAGCAGAUACAAACCCUUCAAUGGCGCCAUGUGUAAUGAUCCAAUUGGUCUAUAUUGGCUGAGCCCCCAAAAGGAGAUGAACGGAUCAGGGACUCCAGAAUGCGUGGAGAACAUGAAGCAGGAACUGCUGUCUCAAGUGAAGGAAUUGGGCAAAGAGCUGCCUCUUAACACUCUGGACGAGCUGAUCGACUACUUUGGAGGCCCGGAAAAAGUAGCAGAGAUGACUGGUCGGAAGGGACGUGUCGUGCGGAGGCCUGGGGGCUCCGUGGUGUUUGAAUCGCGAGCUGAGCAAGGCCUUUCGAUCGACCACGUGAACCUCAAGGAAAAGGAGCGUUUCAUGAACGGAGACAAACUUGUAGCAAUAAUCUCAGAGGCCUCCAGCUCAGGGAUUUCACUCCAAGCAGACAGACGGGUAAAGAAUCAGAAACGGCGGGUCCAUAUGACUCUGGAAUUGCCCUGGAGUGCUGACCGAGCCAUACAGCAGUUUGGCCGCACCCACCGUUCCAACCAGGUGUCUGCUCCAGAGUACAUUUUCCUCAUCUCCGAACUGGCUGGCGAGCGGCGGUUUGCGUCUAUUGUGGCAAAACGCCUAGAAAGCCUUGGUGCCUUAACUCACGGUGACCGAAGAGCGACUGAAUCCCGGGACCUCAGCAAAUACAACUUUGAGAAUAAGUAUGGAAUCAAAGCCCUCGAUAAAGUCCUACGAACCAUCUUCCAGCAGACUGAGAGCAAAGUCCCCGUGCCAAAGAUCUAUCAGGAAGGAGAUGCGGCUUUUUUCAGCGAAAUGAAGCAGUCCCUCCUCUCCGUGGGAAUCUCUUGCAAGGAGAUGCGAUACGGCUUCAUGACCAUGGAGAAAGACUGUUCCAUCACCAAGUUCCUAAAUCGCAUGUUGGGCCUGGAGGUUGACAAACAGAAUCUGCUCUUCCAGUACUUCAAUGACACUUUCGACUACCUGAUUGAGCGGGACAAGAAAGAUGGCAAAUACGACAUGGGGAUUCUGGACUUGGCUCCGGGCAUCGAUGAAAUCUACGAGGAGAGCAAAGAGGUUUUCCUAACGCCAGGCCACCCACAAGAUGGCCAGGUGGUCUUUUACAAG